This is a messenger RNA of Sipha flava (yellow sugarcane aphid), 1945 nucleotides long. RefSeq lists its product as uncharacterized. The transcript has 9 exons. Gene Ontology annotation, cellular component: neuron projection membrane. Bases 602 to 1705 code for a protein of 367 amino acids. NCBI's taxonomy places the organism in Eukaryota, Metazoa, Arthropoda, Insecta, Hemiptera, Aphididae. Gene Ontology annotation, biological process: synapse organization. The record is from RefSeq and is a predicted model, not a curated record.
ACGCGUGCGUCACGUUGACACACAGCCGAGCUUUGGCGCUAUUCGCGUCCGUUCAAGACCAGAGUGAAUUGGCAUUUUGCACGAGCACACGGUUUUCGCUCCGCCGCCGGUCACCGCCCGUCGUCCCGUGUCUUUUCGUCCGUGGUACCAUCCGGUUACCGUCGUCGUCGUUUCUUCUUCCAUUUAUUUAUUUAUUUAUUUUUUUAUCCAUUUUCAUUUUUUUCUUCUUGAUUUUAUUCCGCGUCUAUUUCUAAUCGCCGUAUAGUGCGCGUCCAUCGUCCGUGGGGUCAUGUUUUUACCGUUCGUGUGUGCGUGAAUGCAGAUGAUCACCGACUUCUAGAGGAUUCUACGGUCUCGGAUUCCUCGGGCCAAAGGAUUUACGGAAUAAUCUCAAGUUAUCGAUUUAUCGCGUGAAUAUCGCGGUAAUACGGUUGGCCGCCGCCGGAUUUUCAAAUUUUUUUUCGUUUACAAGUGCGUGUUACGAUUGGUCGAUUUUCUAGUGGAAUUCCGACCGCGACGAAGGAAUCCACCGCCGUCGCUGUAGUGGUUUUCGAUAAUGUCAAACGCUUAAACAAGUAUCGUCACAAUACGAACAAAAAAUAUGGGAACAAUAUUUGGUGUUCACAAUCGUCUUCACAUCGCUGCAGGAAUGUUGCUAUCCAGCUACUUGAUUAUAGCUCAGACAUCAUAUAUUCGAAAUGAAAAUACAACUGGUUACAAUGGCAAUACUAUUACGGGUCCCGAAGAAGAGACUGAAAAAAUCAGUCCAUUUUGGUCAUUCAAUGAUUCCGUCGACUUGACGAAAUAUGAACAGUUUGAUCACCAACGUUUCAUCGAGACCGUGUUAGAUCCCGAGCUGGUGCAACCAACUACACCUACGGCACCGAAAACCAAGACGCCUCCGCACGGGAGACGGAGAAACUCCACAAAAUCUCAACAGCCCGUCUCGCCUCCGGUGUUCGAGGGUCCAGCUAUUUCUAAUGUAACGGCUAGAUUAGGCGAGAGCACAUUUCUAUACUGCACGGUCCGCAACCUGGAACAGAGACCGGUUUCAUGGGUUCGUCGCCGAGAUUGGCACAUACUAAGUUCCGGCGUUUUUAUGUAUACCAAUGAUGACAGAUUCCACGUGUUGCAUGCAGACAACGCCGAUAAUUGGGAUUUACAGAUAAAAUAUGUCCAGAAAAGAGAUGCUGGUUCAUAUGAAUGCCAAGUGGCUAUGGGAACAGGGAUUGCAUCACAUUACUUUUAUUUGGAAGUCAUUGUACCAACAGCUCGAAUUUUGGGAACAGAAGAGUAUCAUGUUGGAAAAGGAAGCACCAUUAAUCUUAUAUGCGUGAUAGAAAAUGGUUCUUUAUUAACAAGAAACGUUGUUUGGGUUCAUAAUGGAAUUCCAAUUUAUAAUAUUCCGAACAACAAGAAAGACGAUCCGGGUCCCAUUUCGGUGACUACUGAAGUCAUACAACCCGACAAUACCAUACAGAGUAGGUUGUUUAUUCGAGGGGCAUCUCCGUCGGCGUUGGGAAAUUACACAUGCACGGCACCUAACACUGAACCCGACACGGUUAAUGUCUACGUAAGCGAAGAAGGAGAUAAUAUCGCUGCGAUUCAAAGACAUGGAACUUCGUCGGGUCCGUCUUACGUGUCAAUAUCAAACACUGUAUUUUUGACAUUAAUCGCAUUACAGAGGAUCGUGAAAUUCGUCUGAGUUGGCUAUUUGAUAAAUACACGAUUUUUCACACGUAUAGCUAGAAGUGUAUGAAUAAUCAUGUACUAACAAAAAUUAACAAAUAGCUGGGCAGUCAUAUUACUACUACUAUACUAAUACAAUACACUGAAAUUAUAAUUAAAUAUUUAUGUAACUGUUCUCUUGUAUUAAGUUAAGGUUUCAAUUUUCAUGAACAUAUGUAAAUAAAAAUAAAUGUUAAUUAAGUCGAUAUAUUAUAAA